AUGUCGUCUCACGAGUACAUUGAUCCAAUCCAGGCAGACCAGGCCCGUCUGGCAUGGGAUGGCUUCAUGACAUCUCGAUUUCAGUCCGGGCGCGGUGUACGCCUCAACGAACUAGAUCACGAACUCAAGCUCUUGGAAGAGUUCUCCGUGCGCGCCAAGGCGCAACGCAACGCGCACGUCGGACCCUGCAAACUCCCCAACGAGAUACUCUGCCACAUAUUUGGCUUGUUGUGCCAGACAUGGCCUCCGCACAAAACGCGGGACGCCGGGUCUACCUCAAAGUCCAAUCGGUACAAUGACGGAGAAGUCGCGUACGACCAUGCCUGGAUCAAGAUAACCCAUGUCUGCAGCCUUUGGAGAAGGGUGGCGCUGUCUACGCCUUCCCUCUGGUGCGAUGUUGACUGCGCGAACCUCGCCCCGGGUUUCAGGGAGACCGUACUCGAACGAUCGGUUGACCAACCGAUAUCUCUAAGGAUAGACUACAAUGACUGUCCUGGGCAUUUGAGUGCGGCAGGAUGGACACAGCUGUGGACGGAAAGGCGUACUUGCAAACGACUUCGGUCGCUGGAACUACUCAACAUCCAACCCGACGGGGGUGAAGAUCUUCACGGGAUCUUGCAUCACUUGCAGGCAAUGCCCUCUCUGGAAGAGAUAAACAUCACUAGACUUUCACCGUACGACAACGACAGUGAGCCCUUGCCCAUACGCGCACACCUCCCGGAGGCUUCAAGCAUCGCUCGCGUCUGUUUUGGCGACUGCCUACCUCCUCUCUCAUCACCUAUUUUCUCCCGUGCUCUCACGCACUUGACCCUCAAGAUAUCUGAUUUUCAGACACCUGAACUGGUGCCAACUCCAGACGAUAUGCUUAAUCUACUAGCAUCAUUGAACUCGCUGCAAGAGCUUCAACUAGCACAGCUACCGGUAUCGCCCCCGCAGGAGCCCCCGUCAGAACACAUGGAUCGCCAUACCCUCACAUUGCCAGCUUGUUUUGGGGUAUUGGCUUACAGGGUCAAUGACCAUAACGGCAGUCUUGCAUCGGCUAUCGAAUUCAUCCCACGUCUUAGGAUACCCCGUCAUUCGGCAAUCCAGAUAGAAAUGAUUCAGGAGAACGAGAACGAGGAUGAAGAAGAUGACGCGAGAUUCGUCCGCGUCGUCAGCGCUGUAGUCCAAAGCAUCGACAUGCAAGACUGCGCAUUCGCACUCCUUAUCGACAAGUGGGACUUGUCCAUCGGGUUCGGCGACGGCGAGUUAGAGCCGUUGGAAACUGGUUCCGAGUGGCCAUUCAUACUUAUCGAAAGGAUCGAAGGUCACGGUGGGAACGUCAUGGGUGUUCUUGAUGUGCUUCCACUGGCAAACCUCACCUUCCUCACAUUAGCGUCGUGGUGCCUCGACCACUUCUUUCCCCCCGGUCAGCCCUCACCAGCCGCCCUCCUCGCCGCUCGUGGCGUCCGCCACAUCGCAAUACAGGUCCCAAACAAACUCGAAACUUCCUUCUUCGAAGCGCUCUGUCAAACUAGUGCGGAUCAAUCCGCGGCGACCAUGCUACUCUUUCCGGCACUUGAGACCAUCACCGUCCACUGGCGCAAAGCCAUGGACAAAUACCUUACCACUACCAACGGCAAGCCGGACAUACUGCAAACACUGUUCUCGGGUAUCGACGUCGCGUUGGCCACGCGUGAACUUCAUGGGACACCCAUACGCGAAGUCCGCGUUGACCGGCGGUUCAAAACCUACUACAGCUGGAAGGUGAAAGCACCGAUAUCGCUGUUUGAUCAGGACCCGGAGGCGUUGGUAUCACGAGGAUCUGCGAAUGAUGACGGGGUUCUCAUACCGAAUAGCCUCAUGAUAUAA
Molecule: messenger RNA, 1851 nt
Organism: Peniophora sp. CBMAI 1063
Lineage: Eukaryota; Fungi; Basidiomycota; Agaricomycetes; Russulales; Peniophoraceae
Source: the annotation of a GenBank genome assembly